Messenger RNA from Pseudophryne corroboree (corroboree frog), 1367 nucleotides. RefSeq names its product endonuclease V (gene ENDOV). Gene Ontology annotation, cellular component: cytoplasm; nucleolus. The transcript has 8 exons. The record is from RefSeq and is a predicted model, not a curated record. Lineage: Eukaryota; Metazoa; Chordata; Amphibia; Anura; Myobatrachidae. Bases 1 to 789 code for a protein of 262 amino acids. Gene Ontology annotation, biological process: DNA repair. Gene Ontology annotation, molecular function: RNA endonuclease activity producing 5'-phosphomonoesters, hydrolytic mechanism; single-stranded RNA binding.
AUGGCUGCAAGAUCUCGUACAUGCGCAGUGGAGCAGGCCUGGAGGGAGCAGACAGUAUUGAAAGACCGCCUGAUCACCAGCAACACUGAAGCAUGGCAGAGUCACCCUGAAUUCUCUGGUCUGAAGCACAUUGGUGGGGUUGACCUAUCAUUCAUAAAAGGAGAUGACACCGUUGCAUGUGCCUCACUCAUAGUUCUGAAUUACCCAGAUCUGGAGGUCAUCUAUGAGGACUGUUGUAUGGUGACCCUUGAUGCCCCUUACAUAGCUGGAUAUCUAGCCUUUCGAGAGGUACCAGCCUUGGCAAAUGCAGUAAAACGGUUGCUGGAGAAGAACCCCAAUUUAAUGCCUCAGGUGCUUCUGGUGGAUGGUAAUGGAAUCCUGCAUCAUAGGGGUUUCGGAGUAGCAUGUCACCUUGGGAUCCUCACUGGCAUUCCUACCGUUGGUGUUGCAAAGAACUUGCUCCAAGUGGAUGGCCUAAGCAAUGAUGAUGCACAUAAAGAACAAGCAAGGCAGCUACAGAAUGGAGGAGACUUAUUUCAUCUAAAAGGAGACUCAGGCAAUAUUUUAGGAGCAGCUUUGAAGAGCUGUAGCAAAAGCUCCAAACCCAUCUAUAUCUCCGUUGGCUUCAAAAUAAGCCUGGAGACGGCUGUGCACUUGGUCCACACUUGCUGCAAAUACCGUGUGCCUGAACCAAUUAGACAGGCUGAUAUACGAUCAAGACAAUUCUGCGCUGGAAUUACCAGCAAACACAAGACUGAGCCUGCACAGCCCAAUGACUCCUCUUCUUAAGCUGUCACAAUGUUCUCCAGCUUUAUUUUGCCCUUUACUACAUCAUUACUAAUGCACUGUGUAAUUAGCCAAAAUAUGUGAUUAUCCAUAAUCCUGUUUACAUGGGGGAGACUAUUUUAUCUAGCCUGAUAUCCCCACCUGUUUUCCUGGUUUGCGCUGGUCUGUUCCAUGGAACGUUCUUGAUGAAAUCUGGCCACAGAAAGCAAGGCGAUAAAUGGGACAGGCUCCUGUGGAGUAAAGUGUCAGCUCUGCCACACUAUUGCACUAAUUCAGGCUGACAGUGUAAUUACAUUUGAAAGUCCCAGACCCAAUCAUGCAGCAUAUUUUGCUAAUUAGGACCUUGUUUGUGGGAGCCCCAUUUAAUCAAUGUAUCAAAAGCAUAAAAAAGGGGCGAGGAGUCCAAGGGAGGGACUAUAAUAAUUCAGAUAAGCAGAUGGGAAUUUAUUAACAUUUUAUACAUUUUUAAAAGGUGACACUUUUUAUUGCAAGAGAUUUGCACCCGUGGUAAGACACAUCAUUUAUAUGUAAUAUAUAUUUUAUAUAUUUGUUACUGAAAUACACGUAUCCUGCUAGAUCUU